GAAAGCAAAUCUCGAUGUACCGAUGUUUUAUUAGACCAAAGGUUCAUUGUGCACCGGAGUUCUCCUUUAAACGGGGCACGUCGGCAACCUUUUUGUCAUGAAGUGCCAUUUUUAAGUUUCUGAGUUUAUUACUAUUAAACCUGGUCAUUGAUGCAUUUUAAACGAUCAGAUAGCUAUCAGUUUCAUUAAAACUGUUUGCAACGUAAUCGUGUCUCCACAAAACUAAUAUAAAUCUACUCGCUUUUUGCAAAUUUAACACGUUCAUGUCAAAGAAGCAAGAAGAUCAAGAUCACAGGCGAGAUAGAGAGAGGCAUCAGCAUUGGUAAGAUAAUUUAUUACUUUUAAAGAAUACUUUGCUUCAGGAUGAGACGACAGAACGACAAUCUAAACAGACGACAGAAAAUACGGUACACACGACGUAAGGGUGGAUGUUUCUCAGGUCACCUGAGGAUUUAUAAGAAAAGAUUUACUGAAGCUCAAGCCAGUAAAACUGGUUUGGUAAAUCGGUGUUCCCAAAACAAGUAUGUGAACUUAGCAUGUUUCCUAAAUCUCUGCAAACAUAUUAUAUGUUUGUGCUUAAGUACAGUAAAAAAAAAAAAAAAAAAACUCCAGUCAGUAAGGCAGAUCACAAGGAGGAAGUAAGCUAGAGAAAGUCCAAAUAAGGAGAAGCUCAGAUCACAAGAAUAGUUUCUCAAAAGAAGUGGGAGCACAACACCCAGUGAGCUUAAAAAAGACCCCUAUUAAAUAAAUAAAAAAAAAUACAUGUAUUUUUAAAAGUAUACAUAUAGAAAAUACAGUGAGGCAAAAGAAAAAAAGACACAGCUGUGCACUGACCAUUUCUUAAAAUAAAAUCACAUGAUCUAUCACAGGAGUUUUUAAGCAGCACUUGUCCUCUCUGAAAGAGGAAGUAUAUGUGGGCUUCAGCUUCAGUUAUCUGAUCUGAUCUGCCUCACCUCACCUCUUUCACCCCUCUCUCUCUCUGUGUCUAGAAGGUAAACAGGCCAUGAUAUAAGGCAAAGUUGAAGAUAAAAGAAUGCUUACUGGCACUGCAGAGAAAACAACACAGGCUCUUUUAAGAAAAGUUUGAGACAAUUUUUGCAUAUGCUGAGAAAUCAUGAGCUUUAAAGUAUUUUCCGUACGAAGUUAAUGGUGACCUAUGUAUAUCCCACAUUUGUGAUGCAUGUGUAAAAAACAUGGGACAUUAAGUUUAAAUAAGCUGAUCUAAUGUCCUAAAACUAUACCACCUGUACCAAAUGCCCUGGAAAAAAACUUGUAGCCUACUCCCCUGUUGACUUUGUUUGUUUUGUCAGUUGAUUGGACUUUUUAUGUUUAUGUUUGACUUUAAUCUUCUGUCCAAUAAAUUGGUAUGAAAUUUACAUGAGAUUGAGGUGAGAUUUAAUUUUUGGCUUCUGAAAAAAAAUCUGAUAGUGUAGGUUGACAAGUGCAGCGUUUGGUCUGCACUCACACACACAGCGAAGGGCUAGUGGUUUAUAUAAAAAAAGAGGUUAGAAACCAAAGGCAGUAAGAUCUUCCUUUGUUGAGCUCUUGAAGGGGCUUGUGUCAUUCUAGCACCACUUUGAGCAGUUGAGCUCAGUUUUACAGAUGCAAGGACAGGCUAUAAGACAAUGACGAAGAGCAGAACAAAAGACAUACAGUAUAGGCUACAACGUGACUUUUAGUUUUUGCAAUAUGCAUUUUUGGCUAGACCACUUAAAUAAGGUUUACUGAGUGUUUCAGACAAAACGACCAACUUCUUCUUGACAAGAAGGUGCUAUAUCACCCCACCUGGAUCGACACCAUCUGUCUGUUGCAAUGGAAUUUAUUCACCUUCUAACGCUCUUCAUGACAACUCUCUCCAGUACAGCUUCCAGAAGCCGUGUGUUUGUACAGACGGGGGACUCUGUUAUACUGGACAUACAAAAUAAAGCACUGCCACAGUGCCACAGAUUUGUCUGGACAAAUGAUAAAUCAAAAAAUGUAGUCAGAUUUGUAAAUCAAUCUGGAAAUGCAACACCUCACAGUUUAUAUAAGGACAGAGUGGAUUUUAACAUGGAAACCUUCUCUCUAUCACUGAAGAACAUGCAGAAGACCGACAGUGGACUCUACACAGCAAAAACAAUCGGAGAAAAAGAAACAAUUGUUGCUGAACACAAUGUGUCAGUUAUAGAUCCAGUGGAAUCUCCUGUUCUGAACUGGAACGCCACCAUGAUCAGUGUUAACUCCUGUAUUGCGAAUGUCUCAUGUAAUGGUUAUGUCCUUACACUCAGCACCAGCUACCACAGCAACAACUGCAGUCAAGCGCAAGUGACAUCCUCUGAAAUGCUGACUCUAACCCUGCAUUGUAUAGAGAACAUAGUUGUUUGUAACUAUAGCAACCCAGUCAGCUGGAAGAAUGACACCAUAGAGAUCAACCAACUUUGUACACCACAUGAGCUCAACUCAACAGCGAAUCCCAAAGAAAGCAACAGUUCUUUUCCUCUCCAUUGGCUCUUGAUCAUCGCUGUUGUUCCACUGUUGGUUUUUGCUGCGAUAUCUGUAAUAUACUGCUCUUACAAGAAGCUUAAAAAAGGGGCCCACGAAGAGAACAAUCAAACGAUCUAUGCACAAGUUCAGCCAAAGAUUAAAGAGCAAAGACCUUUGGAGAUGUUGGAGAAAUCAGCGAAUCCUGAAACUGUGUAUGGGGUUACAGGAGAACACAAACAUACUCACAAUACCAGUCAGAACAGGCCUAGUCCUGAGAUACGGGCAGAGGUGCAAACAGAAAAUCCCCCCAGCACCACCUACAGUACAAUAGGACAACACCAAAAAACAUCACUUCCUAAUGAAACAGACAAUACAAUUUAUUCAGUAGUGCGUAAAUCCUCAAAAGGGAGACAACUUGGUCAUUCAUAAAUGAGGAUGAAUAUAAAUAUGUGGCGGUAAACAGUAGAUGCUGUGUUCAAUAGAUCUUAAUGCACAAGCAUGGAAGUCAGUGAUGCUUGUUGUAUUGCCUGAUUGUCAUUAUAGGGUUUGUUUCAUUAACUGUGUUCUGAAUUAUUAUACAGCUCAUAAUAUGAAUUGGAUUUAUAUAAUCAUGUCUCUUCAAUCUCUCUCUUCAUAUAUUAAAGGAGUGCAAAACAAAUAACAAAUGUGAUUUAAGCACUAUUAACAGUAUUUCUUUCAUUCACAAUAUUUUCUCUCUCUU
Molecule: messenger RNA, 3184 nt
Organism: Pimephales promelas (fathead minnow)
Lineage: Eukaryota; Metazoa; Chordata; Actinopteri; Cypriniformes; Leuciscidae
Source: RefSeq, a predicted model, not a curated record